Messenger RNA from Gryllus bimaculatus (two-spotted cricket), 1859 nucleotides. The record is from the annotation of a GenBank genome assembly. NCBI's taxonomy places the organism in Eukaryota, Metazoa, Arthropoda, Insecta, Orthoptera, Gryllidae.
UUUAACUAUAUUAUCUCAAAUUUUUAUUGGGUGUAGUGUGAGUGUUCUGUAUUAAUUGGAGUUUAAUUGGCUAGAAUUAUGUGAUUGGUGUAUUAGUCAGGUGACUUUUGCCUACUUUGCAUUAUAGUAUGUGUAUCACAGUUCAAGGUUGUUUAGUGAAGAAAAUGUAAAACUUUAGUUUCAUUUAGAAUAUGCUUUUUUGUAUCUUUCUUUACUACUGAAAUGUUUUAGAACUAUUCACUUUGCAAACAUUUUUUUAAUUUUCACUUUUCAAUAUAAAAGUAUUGUUUAGAAUUUUCUUGCAACAUCAUUUCCUGAAAAAAUGGCAGGCUUGAGUACACAAGUUUUCAAACAAGUUAUAUGUGUUCAUCAUAUUUACAAUGGUGCUAAGAGAUUUGCAUCAAGAAUUGGGUUUAUAGGAUUAGGCAACAUGGGAGGUUCUAUGGCCAAAAAUUUAAUUGUGAAGGGCCAUCGAUUGUCUGUGUUCGAUACAAAUCCGCAGGCAGUUGCAAAUUUAGUUGAAGAAGGGGCCAUAGCACUCCGAAAUCCAGCAGAUAUUGCUAAAAAUGUGGAAUGUGUAAUCACCAUGUUGCCUAAUACAUCUCAUGUUUUGGAAACUUAUCAGGGGGAGAAUGGGAUUUUUCAGGGUAUUAAAGCUGGAACACUGUUAAUAGACAGCAGUACAAUUGAUCCUAGUGUUCCGAAGCAAUUAUCUUCACAAGCAAAAAAUCAAGGAGCUGUAUUUCUUGAUGCUCCAGUUUCUGGAGGUGUGAAUGCAGCUAAAGCUGGAAGCCUCACAUUCAUGGUCGGAGGCCAGGCUGACGAAUUUGAGCCAGCUAAGGAAAUUUUAUCUUGCAUGGGAGCUCGAGCUGUGUAUUGUGGACCUUCAGGUUCAGGACAGGCUGCCAAAUUAUGUAACAACAUGCUACUUGCCAUUAGCAUGAUUGGCACUGCAGAAGCUAUGAAUCUUGGCAUUAGGCUAGGUCUCCAACCCAAACUAUUAGCAGAAAUUUUCAACAGUAGUACAGGUCGUUGCUGGUCAUCUGAAAUGUAUAAUCCUGUCCCUGGAACCAUGGAAAAUGUACCAAGUGCAAAUAAUUAUGAGGGUGGCUUCGGGACAAAUCUCAUGGUGAAGGACCUUGGCCUUGCUCAAGAUGCAGCUACUAGAACUCAAACACCUGUUAUGUUGGGCUCUCUUGCUCAUCAGACAUACCGUAUUAUGAGUGCUCACGGCUUUGGCAACAAGGAUUUUUCUUCUGUUUACAAAUAUAUUCAAGAGAUUGAGAAAAGCCGUUGAAAUAAUAUUUGGCUAUUUUUCUUAAUAUCCUUGUUGGUAUGAUGGAUGUGUAAUGGAAACACAGUUAUUGUAUUGAAAUAUAUGUAACUAAUGAAAUUUAUUGAAUGCAGGCCAAGAAAAUGUAUUAAAUAUUCGUUACAAAAGAACUUUUGGCUUUGAAUUCAUUUUUUCUUAACCUGUCUUAACAUUUAAAACAGACUGGAACAAAAUAGCACAUUAGAACAAUUAAAAAUCUGCAAAUUUCUAGAUUAAAAUGUCAUUCAGUUGUGUUAUUUUCUCUAGUGCCAAAAAUGUAACCAUAUCAACUAUGGCAGUGAAUUGUAGUUUCUUAUUUUAAUUACAAAAGUUUGUUUUUAUUCAUUAAAUAUUCAAAAUGGUAUUCUGAUAAUGCUGUAUUAUUGAUUCUUAGGGAUGAAUCAUUAUCUCAAAGCUGUCAGAAUCUAUUUCCAAGGUAAUUAGGAUAUUAUGGCUUGUAAAAGUCUGAAUGUAAUUAUGCACCUAAAGGUCUAUGAACCACAGAAUGUCAGUGAAUCAUGUUUUACUAAAUAAAUACCCAAUUUCA